AUGAUAUCCAACUUGAUCCCAAUUGAUUAUGGAUCACUAUCACCUCAUGCCCUGUCACCUCGAGUACAACCAUUUGACAGCAACAAUAACAAUAACAACAACAGUGAUGAGAUGAAAGAAUCACGUAUCCAGGCCACACUUGACAUUAAUAACAAUGCCCAUUUUAAUGGACAACAACAGAGGGCUCAACUGUCCAUUCAGAACAACGUAAAUAGACUAAAGAAUAGUCGAACAGACCACCUUUAUAGAACAGUCAAUAGCUUUUGUGGAGUUGCCGGUGGCGGAAACGGAAACAGCAACAGCGGCGACACACCAACGAUCACACCAACGAUCAAACCAUCAUUAUCAUUUUCAAAACCAACUCCAAAAUCACCAGUACCAUCACCAUCACCAACAACAAACAAGCCUUUACCAACUUCAUCAUCAUCAUCAAAAUCACCAUCAUUGCCAUUGCCAUCAUCUAGAUUGAGAGGAAGCAGGAGCAAGAUGAUGACCGAUCAUUCACAUCAUAAUGCUGCUUCGGACGAUCAGCAUCAGCUUAAUGAGCUGGACCUGUCACAGCCAACAGAGUACUUUGAUCAGCUGUUUGCCAUCAUCAAGCAGGUGAUCAUUGAGAUCAAGACAUUAUAUGCUAUACCGACCAAUGAUACGGACCAGGUGGAUCGCAUCCUAAAGGAUGCUGCCUAUGCACUCGUCAAGAACAUCUCAAACCUCAUCACCAUGCUCGAGCAGUUCCCCUUCCCCUACCAACACAUCGAUCAGUACCACAGCCACCUGCUCGUCUCUGUCAAGUCUCUAUCUUCACUAGUUCUCGAGUUAAUUGCAUCAUCAAGAGCAAUGAUAUUGAAUCCAUUCGACUUCUUGACGUCCAACAACUUUAAGGCAUCAAAGGAACAAUCGAUUGAGUGUAUAAAGGCCACAGUGAUGGCCUUGGAGAACUUUAAGCUCAUAUACUUCCAGUUUGAGGAACAACUACAGCAACAGCAACAAGAGGACGAAGAGAAUGUUGUCCAAUUCCAGGGUGAACAUGAACACGAUAAUACUACACCCACGGGCAGCACUACUCCUGUGAGGAUGUCAAGCGAUAGCAGCUCGUCUGAGGCCAGACGCCGACAGUUCCCAGCGAUCACACCACCGGCCCGCACAAACUCCAACGACUCAUUGUCGCGCUCGGCAUCGGGCAUGCCCGUGUCGCCGCGUACACUGGACGAGCAGAGCGAGGAGUUGAUCCGCGUGGAGAAGUGCGCCGUCAACCUCAUACUCAAUGUCAACCGCAUCACAGAGGCGUCGAUUGAGGGCAACUUCCAGGACCUUGUGACGGCGGCCAAGGGCAUCUCCAACGAGGUGAUCCUGAUCGCCAAAGAGGUGCGCAUCAAGGGUUUGGGCGUCAAGUUGAAGGAGUCGGCAGUCAACGUCAUCAACAUGUCCAAGCUGGUGCUCAAGAACAAGAACGACCAAUACUACGUCGACAAUCUCGAGGUGGCCGUCGGCAAGCUGAACGAGGAGAUCAAGAAGAUCAUCUACGCCAUCAAGCACACGAGCAUCCAGGCUGCUGCCAACCUCUCACAGUCGCUGGCGACCAUUGACGCCAACAGUCUGGACGCUGCCAACAACGCCUCGAACGCAUCCCACAAUAAGGCUGGCCACGACGACGGCAGCGAUGUGGCCCCACCCAUCAUUCGCGAGCGCUCACUCAAGACCAUUGGCGACGAGCAGAUGGUAGAGUUUGAGCAGGCACGACAAGAGCGCGAGAGCCGCGCCAUGGAGAAGGAGCAGCUAGCAAUGCGUCUGGAACAAGAGCGCAUCGAGCAAGAGAAGUAUGAGCAGGAGGAGAAGGAGCGCGAGGAGCGUGAGCGUCUUGAGCAGGAACGUCUGGAACAGGAGCGCAUGGAGCGUGAGCGUGUCGAGGAGAAUGAGCGACUGAAGAAGCUGCUGGUGGAGAAGGAGCGCAUACAGAAGGAGACGUCCGACCAACAAAAGUCCAAGCUGAAGCACGCCGAGCAAGAUAAGUUGGACAAUGAGCGACUCGAGAAGGAGGUCGUUCGUAUGCAACACGACAAGCCAGUCGACAAGAACGACAAGGUCAUCAAGGAGAGACACGACAGGAUGGAGCGCGAGAAGUUGGACAAACUGUACACCACAGCGGCUGUUGGUGCCUCGUCGGCACCCAACAGCGCGCCACACACGCCACUCUCCACAUCCCCGACGGGCCAGAGCCAACCAUCGACGCCAACAAUCCAUGGCGAGUCACUCAAGCCCCCAGGCAAGGACAGGGAUUCAACAUUGGAUGCCGACAAGUCUCGCGGCGGCAAAGAUAAGGACAAGGACAAGGAGGGCAACAAGACCAUUGGCAAGUUCCUUUCAAAGUUGGUUCACAAGGGAGGCAGCAAGAAGCGCCAACCCAUACCAUUCGACGCGUCGCCAACCAGCCCAGGCAGCAGCAAUGGUUCACCUGCAUCGACACCACCCUUGGACGGCCCAACCAAGUCGUCGCCUUUGGCCACAUCAGCAUCGCUCUCAACAUUGGAGAACAAUCCAGACGUGGCAUCAUCGCCCAUGAAGCUGUUCCAGUCUGUGCCACUCUCUCCACAUAACUUUGAGAUGAUCAAGGAGGAGGCGCCAGCCACCCCCGAGCGUCCACUCACCUCGGUCUCAGUGUCGAUCCCUCAGGUGUCACUCUCGCCACGCACGCCAGAGCAGCAGUCGGUUGCACCAGAGGCAGCCCACAUGGGCUCGUCACCCAACAGUGUCUUGCCCAUCGCCGAGUCACCCUCUCGCAUAUACCUGCGCAAGAAGACCGAGCGUACACUCAACAUUGGCAACGUUGCCAAUGGCAAGCACUCACCAUCGCCAAUCAAAAAGGUGGCUCGCAGCUCACUGCACCCUUCGUUCGACCACUCUUCAACGACCAAUCUGAUCGUCAACCUCAUGCUCAAUCAAUUCGAAGGCUUCUCCAAGGAGUGGGAGGCCAUGUCCAGCGAUGACCUGGCCAAGACCACCGAGAAGAUCAACUACAUCAUCAAGCAGCACGUCGAGGAGUGCAUGGUCAGUGGAGGCGGAUUGGGUGGUGCGGGCGGCAUCAGCCGCUCGAGCCACAACUUUGCCAACCAGCUCAGCAGCAUUCGCCAACUCACAACCAAUGCCGCGCAACAGAACAACGACAAUCAAUAUCAGACUCUCAGUUUGCGCUACAAGAUGACUCGCAAGCUGUCCACGAUCAAGAAGAAGAACGACCCAAGCAAGCCUUCGAUCCUGCCGCCCGCCGACAGUGACGCCAGCCGCGCUGCACGCAACAUUGAGGAGAUUGGCGAGAACUUGGUCAACACAACAUCGCGCUUUGUCGACGAUACUAUCGAUCUCGUGAGCCAGGCUUACGAGUUCUCCAUCCAUAAUGGCCACAACGACACUGUGGCGCUGACCGAGCCAGUUGACAACGUCUACUCGCUGUUGUCCAACCUGUUGGAUCAGGCGAUGGCCGUGAGCCGCAUCGACGACAACUCUUUCCUGUCCAAGAACCACGUGAAGAACACCAAGAAGAUCAUCGCCUCGUCUCAGGGUCGCGGCCCAGGCAAGAUCGACGCCACUAUAGUCUCGUGCCCACCAACCUACCGCCAGUUUGUCGAGCGUUCGCUCGAGACAUCGAUCAUCUCACAGUGCAAUGCCGUACGCGCCAUUGCAAUCCAGAUGACGACCAUCAUCAUUGGAGUCUCUUCCAAGCCAUGGGACAACAACAUCCAGCUGCAGCUCUUUGCCACUACCAACACGUUCUGCGACUGUCUGGCCAAGCUGCUGGACAACGUGGCCAACAAGAUCUACAUCAAGAGCAUGAAACUGCAGACUAGCGGCGGUGCGGACGACCUCGAUCUGGACGACCAGCUCGGCUCCAACGACGAGGAGGAGGACGUCAACAUCUGGCUCGAGGCCAACUCAUCUUCCAACCUCAAGAGCGAAUGGAUCUCAGACGAUGGCAGCAAGACUGGCCGUCUCGUGCCAAAGGCCGGCACGCUCAACAAGUUAAUUGAGUCGCUCACUUCGGAGAAGCCCUACGACAACUCCAAGUACACACGCACGUUCCUCAUGACAUACCUGUCGUUCACCACGACACACAAGCUGUUCGACAAGUUGGUGCAGCGCUACACAGUGCCCGAGGAGAAGGACCAUUCGUUCCGUGUCAAGGUGCAGGUGCGUGUCGCCUCCUUCCUCAAGUCAUGGGUCGAGCGCAACUUUGGCGAUCUGGACAACAAGCUGAUCGAGAAGCUGCGUGCAUUUGCCAACGAGCGACUGCUCACCGACGAGCACGGUGACCUGGCGCGUCUGCUGCUUUCCACGAUCGACCAGCGUCUGGCCGCAGAGGAGGAGCGUGCCCGCCAGCUGGCCACGCCAUCAUUCCGUGAGCUUAUGAUCCCCGAGGGCCAGAAGUCGCCCUCCACACUCUUCCUCCUGAUGAACGACAGCGAGAUUGCGCGCCAACUCACAUUGAUCGAGGGCGGCAUCUUUGGGCGCAUCAACCCGACCGAGCUGCAGCAGCAGGUCUGGAGCAAGGACGCCACCAAGCAUCGCGCACCCAACAUCAUGGAGCUGAUCAACCGCGCCAACAAGUUCUCGUUCUGGGUGGCCAGUCAGAUCCUGUGGCAGGAGGACAUUGGCGAUCGCGUCAGCGUCUACGAGAAGUUCCUCAACAUUGCCAAACAUCUGCGCGACAUGAACAACUUCAACACGCUGAUGAACAUCUAUGCCGGCCUCAAUCAGUCCAGCAUCAUGCGUCUCAAAAAGACCUUUGCCCAGCUCUCUCCCGCAGCCGUCGCCAUCUACAACAUGCUCGAGAAGCUAAUGAACUCCAGUGGCUCAUACAAACACUAUCGCCAGAACCUCAAGAAUGCAACCAAUCCAAGCUUGCCCUAUUUACCUGUAAUAUUAUCAGACUUGACAUUCAUGGAGGAUGGCAAUCCAGACAAGCUUGGCAAUUUGAUCAACUUCCAGAAGAGGGAGCUGAUCCAUCGUGCCACAUCAGAGGUGCAGGCACUGCAGCAGCAUAAGUACGACUUCCCAAUUGUUGAGCCUAUUCAUACACUGCUACUGGAACUGCCCUCUUCAUCAUCCGAGGAGCUCUACCAACUGUCAGUGAUGCGCGAGCCACGUGAGAAUGCCAGCGGUGGCACACUCUCAGCCAGUGGCGUGCAGUCUCUGAAGAAGAAAGAGUAG
Molecule: messenger RNA, 5202 nt
Organism: Acytostelium subglobosum LB1
Lineage: Eukaryota; Evosea; Eumycetozoa; Acytosteliales; Acytosteliaceae
Exons: 5
Coding region: 1-5202 (1733 amino acids)
Biological process (GO): positive regulation of GTPase activity; Ras protein signal transduction
Cellular component (GO): plasma membrane
Molecular function (GO): guanyl-nucleotide exchange factor activity
Source: RefSeq, a predicted model, not a curated record